This is a messenger RNA of Xyrichtys novacula (pearly razorfish), 153 nucleotides long. NCBI's taxonomy places the organism in Eukaryota, Metazoa, Chordata, Actinopteri, Labriformes, Labridae. The record is from the annotation of a GenBank genome assembly.
AUGGAGGACCCAGAGAACCCGGAGUGUGAGAGCGAGGGCUGGCUGCUGGAGAAAGGCGUGAAGGAGACGUUCGCCGAGUUCCUCACCAAGAUGAAGUCUCUGGGGAAGACCAACCAGGUGGAGGAGGGAGGGGACGCACAGGAGGCCACCUGA